AUGACUUCGCACUAUUCUCUUUUGGACCGUCGAGAUUCGAGCAGGGAGCAUUUGACAGACGGGAUAGUUGACUCGCCACGAGGCACCAGUGAUGUUCCCUUGAGAAAUAUGAGAGGCCACGCCUUCGAGGAUUGGAACCAGCCGGGAUAUAGUGAGGAUUCACUCAACGAGGGCCUCAAACCUGAUGUGCGGCCCGGAGUGACAGGCCAGAGCUGGCGAAAAAACUCUGGAUUCAGCAUACCGUCGGUCGCAUCAUCGCCCUGGGAACACAAACUCAAUGAGAAACAUAUCCGUGAAGUGCCAACAAACACUGAGACCGUCAGAUACUUCGAUCCUCGCCGGCAGACGCGAAGAGUGUUCAUCGAAUGUUUGAUGAUGUGGUUUUGGACGGCGGGAAUCUGUGGCGCCCUUGCAGGCACCAUGUACGGCUUUUCCUCCAUCAGAGAUGGGCUCUCGCAGACGCAAAAAUACGUCUACAACGCCAUGAUUACUGGUCUAUCCAUUGUGCUCGGUCUUGCCUUUGCUGCACAGUUCAAGCAGUACGCCGAAAUGAUGCGAUGGAGAUUCCUCGCCUCGCAGUAUCGAACCAUCCAAGACUUCGAGGACGUUCUCGGUUGCGACAGUUACCGAAGUACCUUGCGCAUACUGUGGAAAGGUCGGCGCUCGGGCUCGUGGCAUCCGAGCAAAGCUCAAGUGAUUGCUGCCAUUUGGCUAGUCAUCUUUGUGGCGUUCAACACUUUCGCGGCUCUCCUCGGUUUGACAUAUUCCAUUGAUGUGUCAGAUGAAUUUGUAUCCAUCAACAAUGGCGUCGUCAGCGUGGCCGACCUUCAAUAUAUUGCGAGCCGUGAGCAACCCGACAACGGUGCGGGCUACCUGGACGAGUACCAGAAAGCCGCUGCAAAUCUCUGGGGCCAACUCGGGCAGAAUUUCCCAAUAAUCACGACCACCCUGGACGACGACGACGAAUCGGGCGCAGUUGUCUUCACAAAUGAGGCGAGGGACUUGUGGUGGUACCGGUUCGUGGACUUGGGCCCCGACGGGAAGACCAUGGUUGUAUCGACGAGGACCGUGACCAGCCAAGCGCACUGCGAGGAGUACACCGUCCUCUUCGGCGGAUAUGCCGGGUUCAAUACCGAAAACUCGUCCCUGACUUAUGAACUCGACUGGGAGGAUAAUCAGGGCAAUAAAUUUUCCGACAUCGUGACAAACGUAGCGACUGGGUCUACCACCUGGAUGGGAAAUUCCAGCAGUCAAAAUGUUGGCUGUGGCCCCCGAUGCAGCCAGAUCCUUGCCCUCCAGUCGGCCAAUAACCUGACUGUGCCCCAGCCUCGGAUAUGGGCUUGCAACAACACCGUUGGGCAAGUUCAGGGUCUCGACGACGCCGGCUUUAUCAACACCGACCCUCUCAAAAUGCCCGACGACCAAGCCUUCUACCUUGCAGGUUCUAUUGGCUGGACCGGUGUAGAGGUGGUGGACGACGCUCUCCAGUUCUUCCUGUUCGAUGGCGACACCCCGUUCAAUCCGCCGGGCAAUGCCACGGCCGAGACCAUCGCGGAGCUAGUGAUGCGCUUUACAGUGGGCGCCAUCUCGGCCAUGGACUCGUUGAGCGGGCCACGCCGGAACCUCACCGGCACCGCCAGCCCCAGUCCCGCGCAGGUGGUCAACGUGAAAUGGGUGGACGCGGGCGCCAUCCUGGCGGGGAUCCCCAUCAUCCAAUUCGUCCUGCUCGUGGGGGUCGUGUGGUUCUCCGGCAAGGCCAUUAUCCUCGAGCCCAGCUUCAUGACGGCCGCGCACCUGCUGUACCCGGUCAUCCAGAAGGUUGGCAAGGACGGCUGUCUGUUCACCGUGGACGAGAUGGCCGAGAGGCUGGGCGACAACUACAAGAUCGCCUACGGGGUGCGUCCCGACCCGGCGGACCCGGGCCACCACGACACCACGUUCGUGCGUGAUCUGGAUGUGAUCGAGGAGAAGGAAGGGUAUGGCUAUAUCCGUGGAGCCUUCCCGGAAGGGAGAUAUGAUUGA
This is a messenger RNA of Fonsecaea erecta, 2022 nucleotides long. RefSeq lists its product as hypothetical. The transcript has 3 exons. The record is from RefSeq and is a predicted model, not a curated record. Lineage: Eukaryota; Fungi; Ascomycota; Eurotiomycetes; Chaetothyriales; Herpotrichiellaceae. The coding region runs from base 1 to 2022 and encodes 673 amino acids.